ACCUCCAACAAGCUAGCUAGCGGAGGAAAACCAUGGCAUCUCAACAAGAACGCGCAGAGCUCGACGCAAGGGCAAGGCAAGGGGAGACUGUGGUCCCCGGCGGGACCGGCGGAAAGAGCCUCGAGGCACAGGAGCAUCUUGCUGAAGGGAGAAGCCGAGGAGGGCAGACGAGGAGAGACCAGCUUGGGACUGAAGGAUAUCAGGAGAUGGGCCGCAAGGGUGGUCUGAGCACGGGUGAUGAGUCUGGCGGCGAGAGAGCGGCUAGAGAGGGGAUCGAUAUCGACGAGUCCAAGUAUCGAAAUUGAACUGGUCCGUUGAUGCAUGGUUAGGGAUGGAAAAUGCAACUAGUAUGAAUAGUACGUAUAGUUGUCGAGUGUUGCGGUUGAACUUGUGUCGUAGCGUAGCAGAAUGGUACGUAUGAUGGGUGGCUUUUGGGUUCGUAGAUUAGAUCAUGUGUGCAAGCUUCUGAUGUUAAAUGAAAUGGAAGUUUUCAAAUAAUUAGGGCGGUAUCAUUUUGUUGGUCUGA
Asparagus officinalis (garden asparagus) is the source of this 526-nucleotide messenger RNA. RefSeq names its product protein EMB-1-like. Gene Ontology annotation, cellular component: cytosol. The transcript is spliced from 2 exons. Gene Ontology annotation, biological process: response to abscisic acid. NCBI's taxonomy places the organism in Eukaryota, Viridiplantae, Streptophyta, Magnoliopsida, Asparagales, Asparagaceae. The record is from RefSeq and is a predicted model, not a curated record. Bases 33 to 305 code for a protein of 90 amino acids.